This is a messenger RNA of Thermothelomyces thermophilus ATCC 42464, 1561 nucleotides long. RefSeq lists its product as uncharacterized. The coding region runs from base 254 to 703 and encodes 149 amino acids. The transcript is spliced from 2 exons. Lineage: Eukaryota; Fungi; Ascomycota; Sordariomycetes; Sordariales; Chaetomiaceae. Gene Ontology annotation, cellular component: membrane. The record is from RefSeq and is a predicted model, not a curated record.
CUUCACACUUGACCCGCCAUGCGCCUCAUAAACUGACGAAAAAAGCGAGCGAGAACGCGCAGGCUAUAAAUGUCUGCCAAACCCGUCGGAGCGGUGAUUCUCGUUGUCUGCGUCUUAGUUCAUCAGUGAUCCCGGAGCACCGUCCGUGUACUAUACAUACCUACAUGUACUAUUAUACUCUGCACUCACGGCAAACAUUCGGCAACAUAUUCAAUACGCUGUCGAAACAAGAAAAAACGCAUCGCCAGCCAGUAUGGAGCGCUUUGUUCCUAUAGUCCACGCCAUCACUGCGGUCUUUGCAGUCAUUGAGUUGGGCUUGACCGCUUACCUCGUCAGCCCAUGGUGGGGGACGCCGAGUGUGCUGUCCUUCAUGCUCUUCAACUCGAUCUGGUCCCUCCUGGUCCUUGCCUACGUAUUCUUGGCGCCUCUCUACUUUGCCCGCUUCUUCCAUGGCGUGGUGGCAUUGGUUCUGGAAUGGAUUACGAUGAUUUUCUGGUUCGCCGGCUCGAUUGCCCUCGCCGCCUGGUGGGGCUCCCCGAGAUGCGGCGGCGACACGUACUGCGGCUCUACCGAGGCGGCCAUCGCCUUUGGCUUCUUCAUCUGGGCGCUCUUUGCCUUCCUCGUUGUUGUCGACACCCUGGCCUUCAUGCGCGGCCGGGGGCACAGCACCACCGCUUAUCCCAAGCCCCACGCCGUUGCAUAGUGGUAGACCCUAGUGAUGCGGGGAUUGCGAAGAGAGGAAAAGAUACAGAAAGAGGCUUCGGAGCGUCGCGUUACCGAGAACGAAGGAAGUGGGAACUUGAUAUCGACCAUGCUGUGAAAGGAGGGCAUGGCUGCUGAGCGAAACUCGAAAGACCGCCAAAAACCAUCUUGGUGAUAAAUGGCCCGAAGAGACCCAUCAUAAUAAAUACCGAUGAAUUGGUGGUCUUGGCACGGAUCACCCGACCAGUUCACCGCAGUGUUGGCCCUCGCUCACUCUUCGUUUGAAACCUCUCUUUCCCACUUGUUCAUGUUUCAAACGGAGGUCAUGUCUGGGUCCCGGCCGUCUUACUUUCUCUCCCGAGGUGACAGGAAUCUGUGCCAGAGUGGCAAAUCGGCUAAACAGAGGCGUCGGUGUCGAGUCACACCGGUAACUGAGGCGUAAGAUACAAACGCGCCAACAAGGUCAACUCAAGCCACAGCUCUAUCAUCAUCAUCCAUCGACAUCUUUGUGCUCGACUUCAGCUCCCUGGAUCCGUACUUUCACCCCUCUUGCUGUGAUUGUGCAUUACAGAUCGGUCACAUCGUUUCAACCUCGAAGUUCGGGUCUCAAUAUGGGCAAAGCACAUGGUUCUCUUGCCCGCGCUGGUAAGCAACCCCUUGGGAGCGUCCCGCGAAAUCCGCGUGAUGCAUCGUUUCGCUAGAGAGCUCUUGUUACCGGUGUAUACCCAGGCAAGGUCAAGUCGCAGACCCCAAAGGUACGGCAUAUCCUAUCUUGAUGUACCGUGAACAAUGACACCCAAGAGCAUCGCGGUUGACAUAACUUGCCCCUUCUAGGUUGAGCCACAAGAGAAACCAAAAA